UCACCCAAGAUCAUACUUUGGUGUUCUUGGUCUAUACUAUAGAUAACGUUUCAAUGGCGAUUCUCGAGGUUCUAGCUCCAGAUAUUACAUGGCAGAGCCCAUGGAAAUCCUUGUGGGCGACCAGCAACCAUAGCGUCCCACUCGCAUUCUCUAGAAGAACCACGAGAAAAGGUAGAGUAGCGCAUCCAAGGCACAUAGCUGUAGUCACGAGAGCCACUUCGUCUAGGGAGAAAGAAGAAGCUCUAGAGCAAACCAAGCGCUCGACAUGGUUCGAUUGGAACAGCGAGUGGUACCCGGUAGCGAUCGAGCAAGAACUAGACAAGGGAGUUCCUCACGCUGUCACGAUUCUUGGAAAUGAAUUGGUUGUGUGGUGGGAUAGGAACGGGAAGAACUGGCAAGUUUUCAGUGACAAGUGCCCGCACAGGCUAGCUCCAUUGUCCGAGGGAAGAAUCGCGGAGAAUGGUCACAUCCAAUGCAGUUACCACGGAUGGAUGUUUGCUCCAGGAACUGGAUCGUGCUCUCGGAUCCCUCAAGCCCAGCCUGGAGACUUAAGUGCUGCUAGAUCGCCUCGCGCUUGUGCGACGGUCUAUCCUAGCAUGGAGCAGCAGGGGAUUUUGUGGAUGAACUUCAGCGCUAGCGCGUCUUCGCAGAUCAAGCCACCUUUCUUUCCAGUUCUCGAGGACGCUGAUUUUGUUCACUACUGGGCUACGAGUGAUGUUCCCUACGGGUACGAGGCAUUGAUAGAGAACCUCAUGGAUCCUACACACGUUCCAUUCGCGCAUCACAAGCUCCAAGGGAAUAGAAACAAAACCGGGCCAGUGAGCUACACCGUGAACAAAUUCGAUCGGCAUGGUUUCAAAGGUAGCACAGGACGAGGGGACGUAGUUUUCAUGCCGCCUCUCUCGUUUGUGAUGGAGAUAAGAAUACCACCCAAGCAAAAGGAAGAGUCGGACAAGAUCACAUACACCGUGUUCAUGUGUGUGCCCGUUCUUCCGGGCAGAAGCAAAGCCUUCUGGUCCUUCCCGAGGAACUUCGCAAAAUCCAUCCACUUUUACACCCCGAGAUGGCUCGCUCACCUUCGACACAUGCUGGUUCUCGACUCGGAUCUCUAUCUUCUCCAUAUCAUGGAGCAAAAGCAAGAGCGAAACGAAAGAGAGUUCACACCAACAUCGGCCGAUGCAUUCGUUCUGGGAUUUCGAAGAUGGCUCAGCGUUUACGCGGGUGGAGCUCCAGGCUACGCUCCACACAUUGAUCGAAAGCUUCCAUCAUCUCCUCCAAAGCCGCAGCUCAUGGACAGGUAUGAGAACCACGUCAAGAGAUGCCCGACUUGCAUGGCGGCCUUGAGAUCCUUCAAGCUGGCCGAGCUGGGGUUGCAAAUCGCGGCGAUAGCCACAGUGGCAGUAGCGUCGAUUCGCCGUUCUUGGUGGGGGAUCUUGGGAGUGUUCUUGUGGAUAGCUUCGAGAUAUACAGCUCGCUUUAUCCGCAAGAACUAUCACUUCCACGACUACAACCAUGCCCUGGUUAAAUGAAGAGGAAGAUCGAUUUGUUCUCUUGCCAAAGCUUGGAAGUUUCUAUCCUCGAGAAAUCUAAGAUCUGCC
Molecule: messenger RNA, 1598 nt
Organism: Selaginella moellendorffii
Lineage: Eukaryota; Viridiplantae; Streptophyta; Lycopodiopsida; Selaginellales; Selaginellaceae
Product: protochlorophyllide-dependent translocon component 52, chloroplastic
Exons: 7
Coding region: 54-1529 (491 amino acids)
Molecular function (GO): chlorophyllide a oxygenase activity; 2 iron, 2 sulfur cluster binding
Source: RefSeq, a predicted model, not a curated record